Fusarium proliferatum ET1 is the source of this 2157-nucleotide messenger RNA. RefSeq lists its product as uncharacterized. Lineage: Eukaryota; Fungi; Ascomycota; Sordariomycetes; Hypocreales; Nectriaceae. The transcript is spliced from 3 exons. Gene Ontology annotation, biological process: vesicle-mediated transport. The record is from RefSeq and is a predicted model, not a curated record. Gene Ontology annotation, molecular function: small GTPase binding; guanyl-nucleotide exchange factor activity. Gene Ontology annotation, cellular component: cytosol; endocytic vesicle. The coding region runs from base 1 to 2157 and encodes 718 amino acids.
AUGAUCGUCUAUAGCUCGAGCCAACGACUAAUGGCGUCUCGCGACGCCUCCGAGGGCCUUUCGGCUCGUCCCUCUACCACACGCACCGUUUCUCACUCGCAUACUCCUAAAACAGCUGCUCUUAGCAGCGACGAUCGAUUAAAAGUCCCCAAACGAGCCCAUACUUUUGCAAACACUACUUCGGCGAAAGAAGGCACGGCAUCUCCCGAUGCCUUCGACACUGCUGAGCAUAGCGAUUCAGACGAUGGCAUUGAAACCACUCGGGCUUCCAUUGAGCUAGACAUCCUUCCCAUCGAACUUAUAACCUUGACGGAUAGCUUCAUCGAGUCUCUGAAUGCAAAGGUCCAUCCGACUCCUCCUAAUAUUGAGAGAUUAUCGCAGAAGUUCCAAGAGUUUUAUACGCAAGCCUCUGCUAACAUCAACACCCAUAUCAACGCCCUUGCCUCAAGACAAAGCCGCGACGUCUCUCCCGCACCAUCCGCCUCUUCAAUAUCCUCUGCCGCCAGUCGACUUCGAUCAAAGGCCAGUGCGCUUACCAGGACUGAAUCAGAGCAACAAAUGAUCACAUCAGAAGAGCUAGCAAGCCGUAAAAGAACAAGGAAGGCUCUUGAAGCCAAGAGGUCUCUGCUCGAAGAGGCUGUCGAGCGUAGACUGUGUGAAGGGAUCUACGACAAGAUUUACAGACACCGAAGCACGCAGGAUGAGGCCCAAGAUGACAAACUACGCUCCAAGACUGCCGCUUUGGCCUUGGUCGGUAUUGGGCCUGCUGACCUAGGCAUUGACCUCACCGGCGAGACAGAUGAAUUGGAGGAAAAAGCUGGCCCAACAGUGGAAGAUAUUAAAGAGAAGCUGGAGCCCGCCAGACGAGAUAUUGCCUUGAUGACACAGAAGCGAUAUCCACUGGGUAAGCUGAAUCAUCUCAAAGCUGCCCAUCGAAGCAUCGUCGACACCCUUGCUCAUUUUCAUCCCUCGGCAUCUGCUGAUGAGAUUAUGCCUAUGCUUAUCUACACUCUUAUAACUCUGCCGCCAGAGAACCUACAUGCCAUUAGCGACGUUCACUUUGUACAGUAUUUUCGAUGGGAGCCAAAGCUUACAGGCGAGGCUGCUUACUGUUUGACAAACCUUGAGGCUGCCAUCAGCUUUUUGCAGACAGUGGAUCUUGCAACACUCAGGGCGGACGAACAGCUUUCCGGUCCAGCAAAGAGCACAAGCCCAAGGACCGAAACUUUUCCUCCCGCUUACCAGCAAGGAGAAGCGCCCUCAUCAGCAAACGUGCCUGAAACAAGCAAGACUAAGGGCGAGGGGGCAAAAGUUUCAGCCCCUGAUGUCAAAGCAUCUGUGGCGUUGCGUAACCGUCGUCUGAGCGACCUUGUAAACGGGCCUGCGCAGGCCUUCGGGGCUGCCAGCGACGCGGUCUUUAACACGGCCGACCAGAGCUUGAAAAAUAUAUCGAACAGCUUGGGAGAUAGUUACAAAUUCCUCGUAGGGAAGUUAAGGGAACAUCAGGAUAGCCCUCGAGAGUCUAUCACAGUACCCAGGACUCUAGAUGAUGCCCGGAAACUUGUCAGCACGCCCUCCCCCGAUGAGGAGGACAGUAGCGGGCUCAACAGACUCCUUGCACCCGAUGACAAUGAUCUCUUGAAGCGCCCAGCCUCUCGCGAAGAACGAGUUCUGAAUCUGAUAGGAGGCCGCCGCGACCGCAGUGCUGAUAGUGCUCGAAGUGGUCGCAGUGCAAGCUCUUCAAAGAAAGUAUUGUUCGCUUCUGACGAACCCAAGGCACCCAGCCAGAUUCCGGGGCAGAACCCUGCCGUUCUGGACCAGAUGCGCAACUUGGGCAAUUCCUUUAAUCCUAUGGCUCGACUUCCCAGUAUCAGUAUGAUCCGUGGAUUUGGGCGCAACGCCCCAUCGGCCCCUGCGACCCCAGCUGCUAGGGAGCCGUUGAAGCCCGCAGACGGUGGAGAUUUAGGAACAGCAUUCCCCGAUAUCGUCCCAGCUCUUCCACCUAAAGAGAUUCCUAGAAUUGCUCCGCCCAACAAACGCUUCAUGGAGAUACAGACUCCUGGGGAGCUUAAGCUGGGUGAAGUUCUUGACUUACUACGAGAUUACCGUCGUUUGGCUGGCGCAUUGAAGGAUAUUGGUGCUUUUGAGACCAAGUGA